UCGUCCGCGCGAGCUGCCCCACGUUUCUCGAAGGAUUCGUGCAAGUGCAUGCGUCACACACCAUAGAAAACAACAGGGAGCACGAGGAGGUAAGCAAGUUUCCAGGAUGACCAACAGUCCCCCCCAAAGACGAGGGAUCCAGUUUGAGGUGGGGGCUCAGCUAGAGGCUCGUGACAGCCAGAAAAAUUGGUACUGUGCCACUAUUGAGAAGAUUGACCUGGAGCAGGAGAAAGUGCUGAUCCACUACCGCCAGUGGAGCCAUCGCUAUGACGAGUGGUUUGACUGGAACUCCGCCUGCCUGCGACCGCUGGAGCGCGUCCAGCUGAGGAGGGAGGGGCUUCAGGAGCCCCGCCCCACGCCGAUGUUCCGGGUGAACGAGCGUGUGCAGGCGUGCUGGUCUGACUGUCGCUUUUACCCAGCCAGGAUCCUGCAGGUCAACCAAGAUGAUACCUACACGGUGAAGUUCAAUGAUGGAGUGGUGAAGAAAGUGAAGGCAACCAAAGUGAAGUCAUCUAAGAAGGAGACUGGAAGAGCCAGCCAGAGAGGCAGAAAUCUGGAGAAGAACCAAUCAGACCAGACAGAGACUCGCCCAGCAGGGGGCGACGCAUCCGAGCAGAAUGGAACGAGUGAGGAGAAGGUGGGGGUGGAGGAGGAGGAGAAGAGAGGUAAAGAAGACAUACACAGAAAGCCGGAGGAGGAAGUCGCAGAAAACACGCCACCGGCCAAGCCCGCCCAGCCUGCAGGGUCCCAGCAAAGCAGAACGGAGCCCAGGAAGAGGAAGAGGGGCUCCUCCUCGCUCCUCUACAGCACCAAGAGGAAGAGGCGAGGCAGCAGUAGAGACAGAAGCAGUGGAUCCCAAACUCAGCAGGUUAGAUCGGAGGCAGUCCCAGGAACUUCAGUGUUAAGCUCCUCUCAGACAGACAGCCAGGCCUCUGUUGAACCAUCACCAGACACAGAGACUGUACUGAAGCGCCAAGUCCACCUGCCAACCACACACAAGUACAGCAGAGAGCCCCUGUACCGAGUGAUUAAAAACCAGCCGCCUCCCAUCCUGUCCAUUGAGCUGGACCACAACCCCUUCAAGUGUCAGGCUGCGGGCUGCACCAAGUCCUUCAGAAAGGCGUCCCUGCUGCACUACCACGUCAAGUAUUAUCACGAGGACGACCAGCCGGCCGGCGGGCUGCAGGCGGCCGGCCAGGACACGCCCGCGAAGACGCACGCCCUGUCGGAGGGGCGGGGCUUCCUGAGCGAGAGGCGGAAGGAGAACCAGCAGAACAACAACCACCUGCACGACGACAGAGAGUUGAGCACCACGGAACCAGGUUUGAAGGUCAAAAAGAAGAGAGAUAGAAGCUUCCUCCGUGUCGUCCUGAGGAAGAAGAAGAAAAAGAGGUCCAAGUCAGAAAAUUCCCGCAGUGAAAACCAAGGCUCCACUCUAUCCUCCCCCCAGCCCCGCCUCUCACACACACCUUCACCUCUGACCUCCAGGUUGAAACAAGAUGCCUACUUUGAUGAGGAAGACAGUGAUUGUUCAACAGUCAGCGCUGAGUGGAGCGAGGAGGAGCUGGACGUGACCACACCCGUGUCACAGCAGAGUGGCACUGCAGCGACACACGACUGUGACGUGGUGCGCUGCGUGUGCGAGGUCGAAGAAGAGAACGACUUCAUGAUUCAGUGUGACCAGUGUCUGUGCUGGCAGCAUGGCACGUGCAUGGGCCUGUUCGAGGACAACGUCCCUGAGAUCUACAUUUGCUAUGCUUGCAGAGAGAUGGCAGGGCAACGGCAGAGCCACCAGUACCUGUAUGACAGCGACUGGCUGAGCAGUGGCUGCAUGUUCGGCCUGUCGUCUGUGGAGGAGAACUACUCCCAGCACAACGCCAGCAAGAUGGCGGCCACCCACCAGCUGCUCGGAGACCUGCAGCAGCUCUUCCUCCUCUUCCACGGCCUGCAGCUCAAGAUCAGCAUCCUCCAAACAGACUCCCAUCCUGACCUGAGGCUGUGGCAGCAGCCCUGGAAGCAGGGCGAGGGGCUGGAGUCCUGGCCGGUGCCCACAGCCCAGCCUGAAGAGGAGGCGGCACCCCCCCUCCCCGCACCCUCCGACAAGGAAGCGGGCGUCGCCUCCUUCCAGACGUCCUACAUAAGCAGCGAGCACUGCUACCAGAAGACGACCGCGUACUACCCAGGAGCCCUGGCGGUGGAGACGCGUGGCUCCGAACUGGAGCACAGCCUCCGCCGCAGCGAGGAUCUGAUCUACGGGGGCUCCGCAGAGACAUACCCUGCCGCCACCACCAAGACCCCAGCCCUGCACACAGACAAGGCAGAGGAGUUCCUGGUCGACGAGGAAAAGUGGAACAGAGGACCUCUGGAGACUUCAGAAGAAGCCCAUCCCACACACAUGCACUCUGAAACGGACACGAGCACACAGCUUGACGCGCACACAAACACACACAUAGACACACACACAGACACACACACAGACACAGCCCGGCCCAGCCCCUGUGUGGUAGCAGUGGAGCGCGGGCAGCAGCAGCAGUGGCAGCUGAACCUACUGGAUCACAUCCAGGCCGUCCAGAACCAGCUCACACACAGGAUGGACGUCAUAGAGAAGGAGCUGGAUGUGUUGGAGAGCUGGAUGGACCACACUGGAGAGCUGGAGCCUCCUGACCCUCUGGCCCGCCUCCCGCAGCUCAAGCAGCGAAUCAGACGGCUGCUGGCAGACCUGGGCACGGUGCAGCGCAUUUCUCUGUGUUGCUCUUCCAGGGGGCGCGACUGAGCAAUGUUAUUGCCACAUAUCAUUUGCAAAACGGGUGUACACAUCCAGUAAUGGAGUUGAACUCCACAGGGGAACGGAGAGGGCCCCCGUCAGGCCUCCACUCCUCCUGCAUUAGGAGAACAAUCUGAACUGUGGCCACUGUACAUUCCUCCAUCCUAUGCUCUUGAUUAGUAGCACUUUUUUAAAGCCAUAUUGGAGGAUGCCAGGAAGUGGACUGAUCCUCCAUGCCACACAGACUGGAACCCCCAGUGAAUAUUAGCAUAAGCUUCUGUAUUCAUGGUUAUUAUUCAUACUUUAUAUUGCUGUAGAGUUGUGGAUGUGUAGAAUAUAGAUUUGAUGAAGACCAUGGUCUUCUGUAGUUUUGUAAGAAAUAUAGAUUUUUAUGGAUAUCACAUGUUGUUAAAGAGGCCUCAUAUAAUUAGAUAAUUGAUUGAUUGUCCUGCGCAUAUUUGCAGUUAGACUUUUAUUGAAAUGCUUUUUACAGUUUUGAGUAGCAACAAUUUGUAGGUUUAAGAAAAAGUCUUGAAACAAGGUAUUUGCGUCCCUAAAAUAAAUGUCAUACCAACAUUUUAAAUUACGUUUAGAUAUUUUCUUUAUUGGCAGGUGUUUUAUAGUUUCCUAAAUUAGCACACAAACUGCCCCAGUCCCAGAUUAGGAAUGUACCAAAACAAGCUUUUAGUUGGUUUUUCAAGGAUGUAAAAGCCACUGUGCUGUAUAUGAGAAGAACAAAAGUCUUGUUAACUCCGAUUUCACAUUUAUACUGUACCUUGCAUAUUUUAAAUAUGUAAGAUUUGUUCUACCUAAAUAUUUUACGUUUUGUGUAUUUUGUGUCCUUAUAUUUGUCAUAUUUUGUGUUUUUGCCAUGAGUAAUUUAUUUUUCUCGAAGUUUAAUUUGUCAUUGUGUAUCGUGGCAGUAGGUGUCAGAAGUCAAAUGGCGUGUCUGUAAGAGUUUAGCAGGACAGUCAGUGUGUUGUGUGCGUGUUGCUGUAUACAUGGCAGGUGGGUACAGCAGAUGGCCCAGUAUGUACAGGCACAGCAGUAGGCCUCUACCUUAUGGCCAAGUUGUGAUUGCGAUUCCACACCAAAACAAAGCUUUAGAGAUUAAUUGGACAUUCAUUUGAGUCUGGGUCGAACAAGUUCAACUGACUAGAUUAUUAUGUAUCUAACUAGUCCCUGUCAUUAUCGGUAUCUGUGCAUGUUAUUAAGCAGGUCAUCAAUAGCCUUAUCUCAUCUAGCUACCCCACCCCCCAAUCGUGGAAGAUUUACAGAACUGAUGUUUUGAAACAAUUUCAUGACAUAAAAAAUUUGA
This is a messenger RNA of Hypomesus transpacificus, 4082 nucleotides long. Its product is annotated as PHD finger protein 20-like. The transcript has 18 exons. Gene Ontology annotation, cellular component: nucleus; NSL complex; MLL1 complex. The record is from RefSeq and is a predicted model, not a curated record. The coding region runs from base 107 to 2773 and encodes 888 amino acids. Gene Ontology annotation, biological process: regulation of transcription by RNA polymerase II. NCBI's taxonomy places the organism in Eukaryota, Metazoa, Chordata, Actinopteri, Osmeriformes, Osmeridae.